Oncorhynchus keta (chum salmon) is the source of this 2640-nucleotide messenger RNA. RefSeq names its product EH domain-containing protein 2-like. Gene Ontology annotation, cellular component: cytoplasm; plasma membrane. The transcript is spliced from 9 exons. Gene Ontology annotation, biological process: endocytosis; endosomal transport. The record is from RefSeq and is a predicted model, not a curated record. Gene Ontology annotation, molecular function: protein binding; calcium ion binding; GTP binding. The coding region runs from base 262 to 1920 and encodes 552 amino acids. Lineage: Eukaryota; Metazoa; Chordata; Actinopteri; Salmoniformes; Salmonidae.
UUCAACUGAAACAUAUUAAACUCUGGAGACAUACUAUCCCACAGACUGACAGGCUUCUGGCUGCCACACCCACACAUGAGCUGCAGCAACUCUAUAAAGUCAGACGAUUCUGCAACUUACUUAAGGGAAGAGACUCUACUUCCAUCUUCACCAGGUCAUUCAGGAGUCAGAGUGGUGUGUAUAGAAGAGGAAAGGCCCAGAUCAGAGCUCUAACAUACUACAGUAACAUACAGGACCAUCUUCUGAGAGGAGGCCCAGAGGAUGUCUCGUUGGGGCCGUAAAGACGUGAAGAAGACUCCCGAGGUGAUCAGGACGGUAACAGAGGGGCUGAAGUCUCUGUACCAUCAGAAGCUCCUCCCCCUGGAGCAGCACUACGGUUUCCAUGACUUCCACUCCCCCUCUCUGGAGGACGCAGACUUUGACAACAAACCCAUGGUGCUGGUGGUGGGGCAGUACUCCACUGGCAAGACUAGCUUCAUCAAGUAUGUGUUGGAGCAGGAUAUCCCAGGAAGCAGGAUAGGACCAGAGCCCACCACUGACUGUUUCACAGCCAUCAUGCACGGUGAGGUGGAGGGAGUUAUCCCAGGCAACGCUCUCAUCGUCGACCCCAACAAACCCUUCCGCAAUCUCAACACCUUUGGAAACACCUUCCUGAACAGGUUACAGUGUGCCCAGCUGCCAAAUCAGGUCCUGGAGAGCAUCAGCAUUAUCGACACGCCGGGGAUCCUGGCAGGAGCAAAACAGAGGGUGAGCCGAGGUGAGAAGAGCAAGGCUCAGGAGUGGACAGGAAAAGGCUAUGACUUCCCAGCGGUGUUGCGAUGGUUUGCAGAGCGUGUUGACCGUAUCAUCCUCCUGUUCGACGCCCACAAGUUGGAGAUCAGUGAUGAGUUCUCCGAGGCCAUCGGAGCGCUGCGUGGAAACGAGGAGAAACUGCGUGUGGUCCUGAACAAGGCUGACAUGGUGGGAACACAACAGCUGAUGAGAAUCUACGGAGCUCUAAUGUGGUCUCUGGGCAAGGUGUUCAACAGCCCAGAGGUCGUGAGGGUGUAUAUCGGGUCGUUCUGGUCUGAACCACUGCUGGUCCCUGAUAACCGUCGUCUGUUUGAGCUGGAGGAGGAGGAUCUGUUUAGUGACAUCCAGAACCUUCCCCAUAAUGCAGCCCUCAGGAAACUCAACGACCUGGUGAAGAGGGCACGACUGGUCAGGGUGCAUGCCCACAUCAUAAGUUAUCUGAAGAAGGAGAUGCCAACCUUCAGGAAGGACAACAGGAAGAAGAACCUAAUCUACCAACUUCCUGUCAUCUUCUCCAAGAUCCAGCUGCAACACCACAUCUCUGCUGGGGACUUCCCUGACUGCGCCAAGAUGCAGGAGCAGCUGUUGACCCAUGACUUCAGUAAGUUCAAGCCCCUGAAACCGUCCCUGAUGGCUGCUCUGGACGAGCUGCUGGCAUCCGACAUCGCCAAGCUGAUGCCCCUGCUGCGCCAGGAGGAGGUCAACCUGGGGGAGCAGCCAGGGGUACAGGGGGGGGCCUUCCUGGGAACCCGCGCCGGGCCCUUCGUGGUGAACGACCCAUUCGGAGAAGUGGAGAAGGAGGGCGAGGAUGGGGGCGAGAUGGCCUGGGUGGUGACCAAGGACAAGCCCAAAUAUGACGAGAUCUUCUACAACCUGGUGCCCAACGAUGGCAAGCUGAGUGGCACCAAGGCCAGGGACUGGAUGGUGAGCACCCGGCUGCCAAACUCCGUCCUGGGGAGGAUCUGGAAGCUGUCGGAUGUGGACCGAGAUGGCAUGCUGGAUGAUGAGGAGUUUGCCCUGGCCAGCCACCUGAUUGAGGUGAAGUUAGAGGGGCAUGGUCUGCCACCCGAGCUGCCAGCACGCCUGGUGCCCCCCUCCAAGCGCAGGCAGAAAGGAUCUGAUAUAUAGAGAGACUACAUUAACCUACCCUUUGGAGCUGAGAGUAUAACCCUCUGACAGCUGACACACACACUACUGCCCCCCUAUGUUGUCCCCUACCUUGUCCCCUACCUUGUCCCCUACCUUGUCCCCUACCUUGUCCCCUGCGUUGUCCCCUACCUUGUCCCCUGCGUUGUCCCCCUACUUUGUCCCCUGCGUUGUCCCCCUACUUUGUCCCCUGCGUUGUCCCCUAGUUCCCUACAUUGUCCCCUAGUUCCCUACAUUGUCCCCUAGUCCCCUACGUUGUCCCCCUACUUUGUCCCCUGCGUUGUCCCCUACAUUGUCACCUAGUCCCCUACGUUGUCCCCUAGUCCCCUACAUUGUCUACGUUGUCCCCUGCAUCCCCUACGUUGUCCCCUGCAUUGUCCCAGUCCCCUACAAUGUCCCCAGUCCCCUACGUUGUCUCCUACAUUGUUUUCUAGUCCCCUACAUUGUCCCCUACGUCAUCCCCCAGUCCUCUACAUUGUCCCCUACGUUGUCCCCUACGUUGUCCUCAGUCCCCUACGCUGUCCCCAGUCCCCUACAUUGUCCCCUAUGUCAUCCCCCAGUCCUCUACGUUGUCCCCUACGUUGUCCCCUGCGUUGUCCUCAGUCCCCUACAUUGUCCUCAGUCCCCUACGUUGUCCCCAGUCCCCUAAAUUGUCCCCUACAUUGUCUUCUAGUCCCCUACAUUGUCCCCUACAUUGUCCCC